GCCAAUCAGAGCGAACCUUCUAACAUACGAGAAAAAACUGAAGUUGUCCUGUUUCCUCGGCAAGCAAUGUCUGAGUUCGCCAUGGAGAAUUCGUCCGUGUACAUGUGCUUCCCCUGCUACCAGGAGUUUAACACCCUGGAAGAGGUCCUCAAGCACCAGUUGACAUGCACCGCUGGUGAUGAACAGCCAGACACUUCUGGAACCAACCCCGUCGCUGUCCCGGUGCUGGAGACGCAGCAACAUAUAAUAAAUAUAUCAAAGGCAGAGGAAAUCCCAGAGGAAGUUCAAGCAGGAGAUCCCUCUGUGCAGCCUAUGGAAAGUGCUCCCUCUCAGGAUGCAGUCAGUGGAUCAUCAGACCAGCCCAGGAUCCUCUACCAGUGUGGGGAUUGUGAUGAACUUUUCAAGAGCCUUGUACUUUGGCAGCAGCACCGUAAAGAAGGGACAUGUCAGCAAUCUGCUGCUGAGACCAAGUCAAAACCAGAUUCAGAGACUAUGCCAGAGACCUCCUCAGACCAGAGCGCAGCCUUAUCUUUAUAUUCAGUUGUUGAUUCUUUCUCACAGAGUGAAACUAGCAAUGACAUCAAUUCAGAAGCAGUUGAAAAAGCUUUGCAUGAGCUGGAGAGGCAGGAAGGUACAGAGACCACUUCAUCUCAGAGCUCUGAUCCUCCUGCUUCUGAGAUCGUUUCAGUCUCAAAUCAAGAUGAUUCGUCUCCCAAGAAAAGAGGAGCAAACAAGAAGCCAAAGCCUGAACCAGUCCUCUUGUGUGUAGACUGUGGUUCGUGCUUUGGCCUGGUGUCUGAACUAGUGGCCCACCGCAAGACCCAACACGGCUUUGAGGAGGCUCUGCACCGCUGCUCCGUGUGCGGGGAAAGCUUUCUAAACACCACUCUCUUCCUCUAUCACCGAAAACAGCACCGACAGAAGGGCGAGGAAAAGGCUGUAGAGGUUACAGAGGUUUUUACUCAGAGCAAUGGUGCAGAUGAGCAGGACCAUGAUGCGCCUCCUUCCUCCACCAGUGUUGACUCCACUUUCACGCAGCCUGAGCUGUUCGUGUGCACCCUUUGUCUUCAGAGCUUUAGCGAUGAGGGAGGGCUGGUUACACAUCGUAAGCAGAAGCACAAUCUUAAUGAGCCCCUACACACUUGUGCCUUCUGUGAUCUGAGCUUCAUGAACACCACCCAGUACCUGUAUCACUGGCGACAGCACCGCUUCAUGUCAGUGACAGAGGUGGUUGUUGGGGCGGGAACUGGUGUUGAAGCAGCCACCAUUAAACCUCAGGAUAGCCCACAGAGCACAAAGCGACUGCUUUCUUCACCUGCUUCAGCUGGUGAAUCAGGUUCCCCCCUUUCUAAGAGAAGCAGGCCUUCUUUCAGGAUCCUGAGUGCUAAUGCACUUAAAGGAAACAAGAGUUUAGACAUUAAAGAAGAAUUAGAGGGCAGCACUGGAGCAGACUCAGACAACACCAAUCACCCUCCACCUGCCAAGCUGCUACAGGACUGGGCUCGAACACCACUCCCGCACGUGUGCCCCUACUGUGGCAAAACAUUCACCCGACGCGUCUUCCUCCGCACGCAUGUCUACAGCCACACUGGAGAAAAGCUCUUUACUUGCAAGGUCUGCACAAAGUCCUUCACCAACUCGCAGAGCCUGCUGCGCCACAGCAUGAGCCACACGGGCAAUAAGCCCUUCAGCUGUGAUGUUUGUGGCAAAAACUUCUCCCAGGCAGCCACCCUGAAGAGACACCAACGCAUCCACACAUCGACACUGCCUCGUCGCAAGCGUGGACGCAAACCAGUGUGUAGUUUGGACAAUGAAGGAGCAGCUCAUCUCUUCCCUUGUCCUAACUGUCCUUCACGCUUCAACACUGAGGAUCAGCUUAACCAUCACAAAUUGCUCCACACCAGCCACCCGUUCCCUUGCUCCGAGUGUGGAGAGGCCUUCAAACGCAGGAAAGACCUGGACCUGCACUCCCUCAUACAUCAAGACAAGCAGCCAGCGACAUGCCCUCACUGUUCGUCCCAGUUUAUCAAUCAGUCAGUGCUGGAAAUCCACCUGCAGCGCUGUCCUACUACAGAAGAGGAGAAGAAUACUGGUCGUGGGAGGGGCCAGGGUCGGGGACGCUGCACUGGACAGAUUGAGUGUGACCUUUGUGGACACCGUUGCAUGACCCAAGAGGGCCUCGACCUUCAUCGUUUAUCCCACACAGGCCAGACACCUCUCAAGUGCCCAGUGAGGCCGUGCCGCCGCCGAUUUAUCUCCAACAGUGCCCUGGAGGAGCAUGUGCUGGCGCAUUUUCAAGGAACGCUCAGCAAGUCCAAAAUUCGACCCCGCUUCCGCUGUCAGAUUUGCCACAAGGAAUUUGCCUAUAAUUCCACCUUUAACGUUCAUAUGAGGACACAUACUGAUGAGAGGCCCUUUGAGUGCGCCACAUGUGGUAAGCGCUUCCGCCAGCUGCCCCAUCUGCAGGAUCACGAGCGUAUCCACAGCGGUGUGCGGCCUUUCUGCUGCUGGAUUUGCGGCAAGAGUUUCAGCGUCGCUGCUCGCCUCACCGAGCACGCCCGCACCCACAGCGGUGAGAAGCCCUACCCGUGCCCUCACUGUCCUGCUGCCUUUCGCUCUCGUUCCAACCUGGAUAAACACAUCCGACUGCACGGGGACCUGCCUCCGGAAACAGCUGAGCAGGUGGUUAAUGCAGCUGAAGCUGCUCAGGUCCAGAAGGUGCUGGAGGGAGCCAAGGCGCUGUCUUCUCUGGCUACCGCAGAGGAGGUUGAGUCUGCCUCUGUGCAGACCAUUUAUGUGCUGCAGGGAGCCGAAGGGAGUACUGAGACCGUAAUGAUCCCAUCUGAUCAACUCACUGGCAUAGGAGCGUCGCAGGUUGUCAUUCUGCCCUCCUCUGUUCUGGGAACUCAGGCCAUCACUGUUCCCACCAUCACCAUGGACGGUAGUGAAAUCACCAUGGUGGAGACGAGCCAAUCACCACAGCAUACCAUUGAGUUCAUUAUGGAGGAGACUGUUUGAAGGUAGCUUAGAAACUAUCCUGGACAGCAAAGACUCAUAGUUGAGAAACACUGAAAAAUUGCUAAUAUAGACUGCUGGUGAACUGAUCAUUUUGACAGAUGAAGUCAUUACCCUAUAUGUUCAUAGUCUGGCAGGUUUCUAAAACAGUUUAAGUCCCUCCCUGUGUAAUAAGUAUUCAGCAGACAAAGGAACUUAAUGACAUGGAGGAAACAUUCAGAGAACACCUUAAAUUAGCCUUUCAGACUAAUAGAACUGUUUGUGAAAGUGGCCCUCAAUUGUUGUGCAUUUACAGCCCCUGUUUAUUAGGGGAAGACGUGGUCAUUCCAUGAAUUAUUCUCUGCUUUCUUUAUAAUAAAACGCUUCAGCAUUCACUCUGUGAA
Archocentrus centrarchus (flier cichlid) is the source of this 3398-nucleotide messenger RNA. It is a transcript of the gene znf574, whose product is annotated as zinc finger protein 574. The coding region runs from base 67 to 3018 and encodes 983 amino acids. The record is from RefSeq and is a predicted model, not a curated record. Lineage: Eukaryota; Metazoa; Chordata; Actinopteri; Cichliformes; Cichlidae. The transcript is spliced from 10 exons.